AUGACGAACUCAUUAUCACAUAACAAUAAUCGUGACGUUGAUUCAUCAAACUCUGCUUCUGCACCGAUAACAAUUCCCAAUAACAAUACGAUUAAAAAAACUUACAGGAGGACACAACAUGUCAAAGUAUCAAAAUCCAGUAACAACUGCAGACAAAAUUUCACAAAAAGACAAUGUUUAAAGUGUAAAGAAUCUUCUAGUAAUGUUGAAAUGUUGAAAGACAAGGUAUGCAAAAUUCAGGAAUUGGUUGAUGCUAUUGCAAAAACAGCUCAAAAUAUGGCGAAUAAUUAUUCACAGCGAGAUAAUCAACCACGAAAAUGGAAGUUUGGAGGAAUAGAUCUGACAACUUCUAGUCUUGAAGAGAUUCAGGACUUGGUUUUAAAAACUACAAGUAUAAUGUUACCUUCGUCAAGUAGCAAUAACGAUGCUAAAGACAUUUCAAAUUCAUCCAUCGAACCUUCAUCUUCUUCCACCUCAGUGAGGAAGAAAACAAUAGAUUUAUCAUCUGCUGCUCCAUCAUCGUCGUCAUCACAAUUAAUAACAAGAAAACCAUUACAUUCAGAACCAUUUCAAAGUAUAGAGGAUCACCGUCAUUGUAGCCCACUACCUUCGCAUUUUCCUUCUAAUAAUGAAAGUCAAGCUUUGCGUCAAGAUUCUGGAUUCAGUGACUUAAGACAAAAUACCGAUCCAAAAACUCCAUAA
Entrophospora sp. SA101 is the source of this 702-nucleotide messenger RNA. Lineage: Eukaryota; Fungi; Glomeromycota; Glomeromycetes; Entrophosporales; Entrophosporaceae. The record is from the annotation of a GenBank genome assembly.